This is a messenger RNA of Dicrocoelium dendriticum, 749 nucleotides long. The record is from the annotation of a GenBank genome assembly. Lineage: Eukaryota; Metazoa; Platyhelminthes; Trematoda; Plagiorchiida; Dicrocoeliidae.
GUCCCCUCGGUGCAUCACGACUCACGUACGCUCUGAACAAGGAAGCCCUCAGGACCCUCGACUGGUGUCCUUCUACACCUUUGAUGGAAUCCUCACAAAGCUCUGGACAAGGUACUGGCGCAUUUCGCGUGGGCUGCAAAAAGUGUGGCUUCACCGGCCACUUGACAUUCCAGUGUAGGAAUUACCUCCGUGGGGAAAUUUCUGGCGACGUUGUCCUUGACGUUAGUAGCACUAGUUCUCAGUCAGAUGAUGAUGCCUUGAUUGCUUCGGCUAUUGAACUCAAACGUGUGGCCCUCGCUGCUAAACUUGAGAAGAAAAAAGAACAGAAAAAAUCUAAUCGGGAAAAACGGAAAAAGAAAAAACAUGAAAGGUCCCGGGAUCACGCGUCUUCCGAUUCUUCGACUGAUCUUCAUCACGUUAAGGGUGAACGCAAAAAGAAGAAGCGACGCAAACAUCACAAGAAGAAGGACAAGGAAAUAAACACAUAGUGUCGCCUCUUGCUUUCACUGAACAACAGUCACGCGUCCAGUUCAUUUUGCGCAUUUGUCAACAUGUUACAUUUUCCGUUUGUAUAUAUGCAAUAUUUGCAUGCGCAAUCCAGGGUAUUGCUUCCUAUGGGAUGUUUGAAAUUUCUUAGGCGUACGUGUACCCCUUAACGCUUUUUGACUUCCAAUGUUGACUUUGCCCUGAACCAACUGUCAUUAACAUUUAUAUGUACAUAUAAUAAUAAUGUCGAUUCUCUUCAUUUA